AUGCAACUUUCAGACGUGUCCAAUGCCGGCAAGUCGAAUACGGACAUGGUCCGGAAUCUGGUGAUGAAUACUUUGACCGGCAAUGCGGAACAAAAUUACCGAACCAAAGUUGAGGGUAAAGUGCUGCUGUUAGAAGCGCAGCUGACAAUCCCCAAGAGAAUUCACAAGCAUCAUCAGCUUAUAGGCCGAGGUGAGAUGACGCGGAAGGACUUCUUUGCUUUACCCGACCAAAAGAACAUCACAUAUGAGAAAGCUAUGCCUGGUCAUGCGAUGUGGCUCGAAUAUGUAUCGCACCUCUGGAGUGCCCUGCCCGGUGAGAGCAACAGUGCGCAGGCUCGUGCGAGUCUAUUGGUAUCCGUAGACAUGCACGGGUGUCUCAUAACUGUGUCAAACGCACGGAAUGCAAGCCUGGUCGGUGUAAGCGGUAUUGUUUUGCAGGACUCUGUCAGGACUUUCACGAUUGUCACAAAGACGAAUGCUAUCAAAGUGUUGCCUAAGGAUGGUGCCACUUUCACAACAAAUGCGCACUCUAUUGUAAUUGUGUGGCACGGAAAUGGGCUCAUCGCCGAACGAUUGACCAGGGCGAAGGCGAACCAGUUGGCGCAUCACAACAAACACCAUCGUGGGGGACCAAGGAACAAAAUACCCAAAAUCAAGAAAAAGGGCUCGUACGUUGCGACUGUCAGUAUCGAUAGGUAGUUUGCAAUUACAGCAGAUGGUACAUGUCCACACACUUGAUUGCGCCGCAAAGAGAUACCAUACAUGAUUUAUCUGAAAGGUGCCUGUGCUGUCUACACUGGAUCACUCUCGAGUAACAUACACGUACACGCCCAGUGCUACUGACUGACGAUGGACAGUCCGUAUCGACCACUGGGUGCGUAUGCUAAUGGUGUUGACGGGCUAGGAGUGGGGUAAGCGUAUUCGUACACUCUUGCUGAUGAGAAAGUCUUUGUUUGGAGCGUGUCUAUCGCGACCGCCAGCAUCAAGGCAGAUGACUGCGCCCACACACGAAGCCUAAGUACUGGUAGCGCUAUAUAUUGUCACCCAUGAUAUGCAUACGUAGCAAAAGUCAACAUAGUCGGCUAUGGUUGAGGGGUAUACAGACCUUUUUAUAUAUUGACAACCGGACCUGUCAUUUAAAAGUCAAUAAGAUAUACUUCAGCUCAUGUAAAUAGUAUAUACACACAUUUGUAUAUAUAUUAACACCCGGAACCAUCAUUGACGACCUAUCCAUGGUGCGUGGACGUCGCGACUGUCGGCAUUGAUGGGAGACAGAUAGAGACUGCAGAUGUAUGUGAUACACCUAUAGUACUUGCCGGAGCUGCAAACGGUUGCGAUCGAGUGCCUAUAUGACCGGUCAGGGUCACGAGCAUAAUCCAUUCAUGGCAAAUGUACGUAGUAGUUAAGGCCGUUGGUAUCAAUAAGGAUCCAGUUGACUGGAAACACACAAUAGCGUCAAAUCUCACGAGACAUGUUACAAGGCUUCCGGGCUACUUAUUAUGUGCACCUUAUGGCUACUGGUUACAGGCGAGUGCACAGAGAAACCAGAAUUUGAAACACUGAGAUUGGGUUUAAGUGGUGUUAGAAGCCAACUUCAGCCUGGGAGAAGGAUAAAAGGGUCGCCUGAGCAAUAACUAAGUGACGCUCACAGCAUUGUGUAUCAGCCAGCAAUCGGUAUUGUCGGGUAGCAAGUGGUCUUGAUAUUUUAUCAAGGCAAAUACAUACCAUUGCGCUUCAUACUCUUCUUUAUUGUCUAACAUUUUAUCAAGGCAAAUACAUACC
Molecule: messenger RNA, 1782 nt
Organism: Sphaeroforma arctica JP610
Lineage: Eukaryota; Ichthyosporea; Ichthyophonida
Exons: 7
Coding region: 1-699 (232 amino acids)
Biological process (GO): rRNA processing; tRNA 5'-leader removal
Cellular component (GO): ribonuclease MRP complex; ribonuclease P complex
Molecular function (GO): ribonuclease P RNA binding
Source: RefSeq, a predicted model, not a curated record